This is a messenger RNA of Lactuca sativa (garden lettuce), 3186 nucleotides long. Its product is annotated as hAT dimerization domain-containing protein. Gene Ontology annotation, molecular function: protein dimerization activity; DNA binding. NCBI's taxonomy places the organism in Eukaryota, Viridiplantae, Streptophyta, Magnoliopsida, Asterales, Asteraceae. The record is from RefSeq and is a predicted model, not a curated record.
CUCAAACGAGUCGAUUUGGGCCAACAAAAGAACAAACGGGUCAUUCUGAUGGUUCACCCAAAGACCCCAAAACAGAAGCGUCUUCUUCGUUAAACAUCAUCUUCUUCUUCUUUUUCCUGCUUGAAUCCUCUCGUCAAUAACUGAUUCAUCAUCUUCGUUCAAAUCUCUACCCUGUUUAAACCAGUUGAACUUCUGCUAAAACCCCUUGUUGCAUAGCUGGCGAUUGAGUGAUUCAAAGCUAUUCUAAGUGGGAAUGCAAAAGUUGCUUCAUGCUAGAAAGGGCAUUCUUGAUACACCAAAAAAGGUAUGCCUUUUAGCUUAUUGCUGAUGUGGGGUUAAGACUUAAAGAACCCCAUGAUGCCUGUGAACAAUUUGAGAAAAUGACAUCACUACGUUCUAGUGGAUAUGUGGAUCCUGGAUGGGAGCAUGGUACUGCUCAAGAUGUAAAAAAGAAGAAAGUGAGAUGCAAUUAUUGUGGGAAAGUAGUUAGUGGUGGGAUUUAUAGAUUGAAACAACAUUUAGCCCGAGUUUCAGGAGAAGUAACAUAUUGUGAAAAGGCCCCUGAAGAAGUCUGCUUAAAGAUGAAAGAAAUCAUGGAAGGAUGUCGAAUUGGUAAGAAACCAAAACAAAUUGAAUAUGAUGAACAAGCAUAUCUCAAUUUCCCUUCUAAUGAUGAUGUUGAAGAGGAAGAGCAUGUUGGAUAUAGGAACAAAGGGAAACAGUUAGUAGGGGACAAGGGUUUAGUGAUAAACAUGGCGCCUCUUAGGUCAUUAGGGUAUGUUGACCCUGGUUGGGAACAUGGGGUUGCUAGAGAUGAAAGGAAGAAAAAGGUUAAAUGCAAUUACUGUGAUAAAAUAGUGAGUGGAGGGAUUAAUCGAUUCAAGCAACAUUUAGCUAGAAUACCUGGUGAAGUUGCACCUUGUAAAAGUGCACCUGAAGAAGUUUAUUUGAAGAUAAAAGAAAAUAUGAAAUGGCAUCGAACUGGAAGGAGGCAUAGAAGACCUGAAGCUAAACAAGCUUCACCUUUUUACAUGCACUCUGAAAAUGAAGAUGAAGAAGAUGAACAAGAGGAAGAUGAAAUACAAGGACAAGGGCAUCUACUAAUGAGCAAUGAGAAACUAUUAUUAGGCGAUAAAAAAAGAUUCACAAGUGAUUCAAGAAGAUCCGAUUCCUUUUCAAAAAAACCAAAAUCCGAAACCCUUUUGAUACAUUCACAUUCACAUUCACAUUCACCAAAGAGUCAAAUACCAGGUAAAGUAUCACGAAAGGAGGUGAUGUCAGCAAUUUGCAAGUUUUUUUAUCAUGCAGGAGUUCCCACACAUGCAGCAAACUCACCUUAUUUCCAUAAGAUGUUGGAGAUGGUGGGACAAUGUGGACAAGAAUUAGUGGGUCCCACAAGUGUUAUGUUAUCAGGAAGGUUUUUACAAGAUGAAAUCUUGUCCAUUAAAACGUAUCUAGCUGAGUAUAAAGCUUCAUGGGCAGUUACUGGUUGUUCUAUAUUAGCAGAUAGUUGGAAAGAUUCACAAAAUCGGACAUUAAUCAAUAUUUUGGUUUCUUGUCCACGUGGUUUACACUUUGUUUCUUGUAUUGAUGCCACUGAAUUUGUCGAAGAUUCACAAAGUUUAUUCAUGUUUCUUGAUAAAGUUGUGGAUGAGAUGGGUGAGGAAAACAUUGUUCAGGUUAUCACUGACAACACACCGAGUUAUCAAGCAGCUGGAAAGAUGCUCGAGGAAAAAAGACAAAAUCUAUUCUGGACUCCUUGUGCUUCUUCUUGUAUCGAACAAAUGCUUGAAGAUUUUUUAAAAAUAAAAUGGGUUGCAGAAUGUAUAGAAAAAGGACAAAAAAUCACAAAGCUUGUUUACAACCAUAUAUGGUUAUCAAGCUUAAUGAAAAGAGAAUACACAGGGGGACAAGAGCUUCUUACACCAUCUUUCACCCAAAAUUCUUCAAGUUUUUCAACAUUACAAACCCUAAUGGAUCAUAGAAUUUCUCUCAAACGAUUAUUCCAAUCCACUAAAUGGCUUUCAUCUCAAGUUUCAAAAUCAGAAGAGGGUGAAGAAGUUGAAAAAAUUGUAAUGAAUACUACUUUUUGGAAAAAGGUGCAAUAUGUUAGGAGAUCAGUGGGCCCUAUUCUUGAAGUGCUUCAAAGGAUCAACAGUGAUGAUGGACUUUCAAUGGCAUAUAUAUACAAUGACAUGUACAAAGCAAAACUUGCUAUAAAAAGUAACCAUGGUGAUGAUGCAAGAAAAUAUGGAAACUUAUGGAGCAUAAUAGACAAUCACUGGAAUUCAUCUCUCAAUCAUCCUUUGUAUCUUGCUGCUUACUUUCUAAAUCCAUCCUACAGAUAUCGACCUGAUUUUGUUAUAUAUCCUGAAGUUGUUCGUGGACUAAAUUCAUGCAUUGUUAGGUUUGAGCCAAACAAUUCCAGAAGGGUUUCAGCAUCAAAACAGAUUUCAGAUUUUGGUUCUGCAAAAGCUGAUUUUGGAACUGAUUUGGCUAUUAGCACUCGAACAGAACUAAAUCCAGCUGCAUGGUGGCAACAACAUGGGAUAAACUGUCUGGAGCUUCAACAGAUUGCUGUAAGGAUAUUGAGUCAAACAUGUUCAUGUUAUGGGUGUGAGCAUAAUUGGAGCAUAUAUGAUCAGAUUCAUAACAAGAGGCAGAAUCGAAUUGCACAAAAAAGAUUGAAUGAUUUUAUCUAUGUUCAUUACAAUUUAAGGCUUAGGGAAAGACAAAUUAGGAAGAUGAUGCCAAACACAUCGGCUUCCAUGGACACUGUUCUUCAAGAAGCUCUAUUGUAUGAUUGGAUUGUGAAGCCAGAAAAACAAGCAUAUCAAGAAGACGAGGAGCUUUGUAGUGAAAUGGAACAAGGGGAUAUAUAUGAGAAUGGGUUGGUGGAAUAUGAAGAGGGGAGGAAGGGUUCAUUACAGGUGGUGACAAUGGUGGAUAUUGAGCCAUUAGACACUCAUCCAAAUCCAGUCAACAAUGUUGAAGAUGAAGAUGAUGACUUAAAUUUUCUUGAUGAUGGGUUGAGUGAUUCAUAGGUGGGUUGUGGCACAUAAUGCUAGAGGAAGAGUGUUGUAUAGGGUGGUGUUAAUGUUAUGAUGUUUUACCACUUGUUGUAAUGCAAAAUGAUGUAAUGUUUGUUUUUGUGUUGGUUUUUAUGAAAGGGCAUUGGGUUCUUAA